Messenger RNA from Prunus armeniaca (apricot), 195 nucleotides. NCBI's taxonomy places the organism in Eukaryota, Viridiplantae, Streptophyta, Magnoliopsida, Rosales, Rosaceae. The record is from the annotation of a GenBank genome assembly.
AUGGAGAGAUGCCCUGGCAAUGAGAUUAUGCAAGUACAAAUGUGGUUCAGUGCCAUUGCCCAAGACAAAAAAUCUUUCAACAAUCACCAAUGUUGGGAGGUGGUGAAAAAUGAGGUGGAUAUCAUCCAUUAUCUCCACGUUUUGGCUAGCAGUUGUCUCUUAAUAGGAGAGUCAGUUGUAAAGCAACUUGUAUAA